This is a messenger RNA of Biomphalaria glabrata, 4352 nucleotides long. Its product is annotated as ralA-binding protein 1-like. Gene Ontology annotation, molecular function: small GTPase binding; GTPase activator activity. The record is from RefSeq and is a predicted model, not a curated record. The transcript is spliced from 15 exons. Gene Ontology annotation, biological process: small GTPase-mediated signal transduction. Lineage: Eukaryota; Metazoa; Mollusca; Gastropoda; Planorbidae. The coding region runs from base 229 to 3102 and encodes 957 amino acids.
UGAAAACAUUAGGUCUAGAUUAGUAGAUUCUAGUUCACAACAACCUCAGCUUUUCAUCGCAAUGAGAAGUUAAAAAGAAUCUAGAUCAUCUAGAACUAGACCUAGUCUAGUUUUAAUAGAUCUUGGUCUACUUAUCAGACUUAUGUAACUGAUAAAAUUGUAAGUGAUUCACAUAUUUUGGCAAGAAACAACAUUUGAAAUAGCUGUUAUAUAAACUACUGUUUGACAAUGAGCUUUGAAAGUCAAGAAUCAGAUGUUUACCCAGUGGAAGAUGACAAGAAGCGGGACUCUAGCAGAAAAAGAGAUGGGAAGAAAGAGAAAAAGGAAAAGGGCUAUCAGAUGUUUGAAGAGGAGGACUCUGAAGAAGAGCGACUUGUUCUUGCAGAAGAAAUAAAAAGUCCCAGCAAAGUAAAGAAAGAAAAACUUAAACCAAGUUUCAAGUUUCCAGUACCUGUAAGGAAAGAGAAAACUAAAGAAAAGGAAGAGAAAAAAGACAAAGAGGCAAAAGAAGAUAAAGAGAAAAAGAAAGAAGAUAAGAAAAAGAGCAAGUUAAAAGACAAAAAGAAAUUAAAGCCUGGACCUCACGACUCCGCUAAUGUCAUUGUAGAAGCAAGUGUCAAUGAGAAUCCAAUAUUUGGUGUAGCUUUAGCAUUGGCUGUAGAAAGGAAUAAAUCUCAUGAUGGUAUUGAGUUACCAGCUAUUGUCCGAGAAUGUAUUGAUUACAUUGAGGAGUGUGGUCUGGCCUGCGAAGGUAUUUACAGAAUCUCAGGUGUCAAAUCUAAAGUCCAACACCUUAAAGACUGUUACAAUAGACACCAACCAGUUCAUUUGUUUGAACAUGAGCCCAACAUAGUCGCUAGUUUACUGAAACAGUUUUUGAGAGAUCUGCCUGAACCUGUGCUGACCACAGCUCUUAUGCCAAAGUUUGAAGAGGCAUCAACUUUUAAAAACAACAAGAAGAAAGUGGAAGCCUUCAGUAAACUGAUAGCUGAUCUGCCAACUUGCAACAGGCUGUUAUUGAGUUGGAUGAUUGUCCAUAUGACUCAUGUCAUUGAACUGGCUAAAGAGAACAAGAUGACUUUACAAAAUGUCAGUAUAGUAUUGAGUCCCACCAUGCAGAUCAGCCACAGGGUUCUUAAUGUUCUCUUUUCCAAUGUUACUGAACUCUUUGGGGAUGUUUUGUUGCGCAAGUACAUUCCACCUUUAAAACCAGCACAUUCAAAAUGGUCUCUAGAGUUACCAGACAACCCUUCAGCUUUAGAAGAAGAAUUGGCCAAGCAGGAGUCAUUACUGAAUCAACUUCAUGCCGAAGUGAAUUCUGGGAGAGAGGAUGAAAUGACAGUAGAGCAACUUUGGGAAGUGCAGAGAGUAGUCACCCAGCUGAAAAGAAAGAUCAAGACAGCCAAAAAGAAUGUGGAGAUGGCUGAGAGAAGACGAACAAAUCUGGAAGCAAAGAGGUCUUCCACUGCAUCCAUUCCAUCUUUAAGUGCCCCCGAAGAUCUGCAGCUCAGUCUUAGGCUUCCUCCAGAACAGCAUCCAUCUGUCACCACUGUCACUGCAGUAGUUGAAAAACAUCCUGACAGUGAGAUGGCAAACCAUGCUGACAGUCACACUGAAGUUAAAAAGGGAGUUAAGUUUGUUGAAAGUACAAAGAAGACUAGAGCCCCACAGAUUGGGGAAAUUAAAAAAAUAGAAGAUGGCAAGAAGAUUAGAGACGGGGAGGAACUCUCUGAAAAGGCUGAGACCAAACCUGCCGAGGCUGAAGUUGAAACUGUAAAAGAGAAGGUCGAGAAAAAGACCACAGACAAAGAAUCUGAGAUUCAAACCAGCAAACAUACUGAAGAUGCUGAGCAUUUAAAUGAGAAAGAGGCUUCCACAGAGGAAAAGAGAAGUUCUCACUCUGUAGAUACUUCAGAUAAAGGUUUAAUUGAGAAAGAGAACAAGGCACUGGAUGCCGCCAGUGAUGUUACAGCUAAUAAACCUCAGGAUACGACACAAGUGCUCAAGUCAACCACUGAAAGUCAGGAAGCAUCUGAAAUCACAGCAGGUAUUAAAGAUGAGCCUAAAGCAGAGAAGGAAGCAUGUGUAUCAGGGGAAACCAUCAAAGAACAAACACCUGUUACAGAAGAUGUUGUAUCAGCUAAGGUAACCAAAGAGCUUAAGCCCACCACAGUAGCUGAAGAGGUUAAACCUAUUAAAGUUACAGAAUCCGCUAAUUUGACUGAAGAUGCUAAACCUGGUAAGGUCACAGAAGAUGUUAAAUCAGAUAAGAUCCCUGAAGGCACAAAAUCUGCUAAGGCCACUGACAAAGCUUUACCUGCUAAGGUCAUUGAAGAUGAUAAAACUGCUAAUGUCAAUGAGGAUGAUAAAUCUGCCAUAGUAAGUGGCAUGGAGAAGUCUGUUAAAGUCCCAAAAGUGGAAGAAGCAGCACACCAAGAACCAAAGCCACAGAAAGAGGAAGUGCCACCCAAGCCAUCCUCUAAAGUUGAGUAUGUGUACAGGAAGCCCCCGAAUCCUCCAUUUAUGUCCACAGCAUUGCUGCAGCCUAUGAAAGCAGAGAUCCCUAAACCCAAACCACCUUCUGAAGCCACUGAUGACAAGAAAGAACACAUUCGUAAGUCGGAGGAACUGCGGGAACUGGAAGAGGAGUUACUGGGAGAGAAGAAGAAAAAGAUUAUGGAGUCCAAUGAUGAAGAAUAUGAUAUUCCUGAUGAUGUUGAUAUAGAACAACUUUUGGAUGAAGAAUAUGCCUUAAAACUGGAAGAAGAGGAACUACUGGCUAUAGCCGAUGAGUUGAGACAGAAGAUUGCCACUGAGCGCAGUGAGAUGGAGCGUCUGGCUCAGGAGAUACAGGAACUACAGUAUUUGCGGCAGGACUCUGACCUUGAGGACCUUAGCAGCAGUUCUUCCUCCAGCGAGGAAAGCGAGGAUGAGGAUGACCUUCAAGAGCUGCUUGACCAGCUUAUCCAGGACAAUGAAAAGCUGGAAAUGAACAAUGCAGAUCUCUGCCAGAAGAUUCAUGAAGAGAGAAUGAUUUGCCUCAGUGUCAAACUUCAGAUACGUCUUCUACAGCAGAAACAUUUAGAAUCCUCUUAUGGCUGAUGUACCCUUCUUAGUUGGCUUUGUAUUAAUUUGCUUGUUAUUUCCCCUGAUUUGAUGUUAUCCUAAUGCACUGAAUAUUUAUUUAUUUUUUAUUUGUCUUGUUCCUGCCCCAUUUUGAUGCAUUCAUUUUAAUAUGAAGUACUGCAAUACUGCUUCUUUAUCAAGGUCAUCACUUUUAAUUUUUGUUGUAACUUCACUGCCUAAUAUAUACAUGCCUGCACUUUCAUCCUCCAAUUUAGAAAUCCAUUCUACAUAAGAAAUAUUUUAAUACUUAGGAUUAAGGUUUCAGACUAGUUCCAUACAGAAACGGUCUUUUAUUUAAAUCACAAACUAACACGAAUAGCUAGUAGGUAUCCUACAUCAAAUUUGGAGGCUAGAAAUGUCGCGGAAAUACUUUCUAUAUAAAAUAUAACCAAAAUGGUACAAUUGAUACGUUAUUUUGGUUCCAUACCAAAUAGUUUAUUUCUCUGAAGUUUAUUGGUAUGUAUUAAUGAAAUGUUUAAUUUGUCAUCACUUUAGUAGAGCCUUAGUUUUCUAAGCUUUUUUUUUUUAAAUAAUGUUUAAUUUGUAGUCAUUUAUUUGUAGUGGACCAAGGGAGACAACAUCUGAUAAAUGAAAUGGAGUCACAUCAUUCACCAUUAUUCAGUGAUUUACUAUUUAGCUUCUCACUUACAAGAAUGACUUUCAUGAAAUAGCAAGUCUGUAUUCUGCAUCAAAGAGUGGCUGAAGACCUUAAGUUUAAAUCUUGGCCUGGCAGGUCAGAAUUUGAAGACAAUUCUGUCAAAAACAUGUCAUAAGAUAUACUGGUUCAUUUGUAGGUCUCUUGUUUUGCUAUACUAAAUCUUGUUAAAUUUCGAAAGCCAUUGUUUGAUAAAUAGUGCAUUUGUGUUUAGCUCUUAAUAAGAAUUCUACUUUCCUACACUAUUUCCUGUUGGGUCUUCUCUAGCUUUUGGGUGUAUUUCAUGGCAUGAUGGCUGGAUAAUAAUUUUGUGAUGAAGUUCAUAAGUUGUUUAUUUAUUUAUUUUUUUUUUACACCUUCAUCAAUGUGUUCUUUAAUUUUCUAGUCAAGAAUUAAAGAUUUUAAUGUCAACUGUUUAUGUUACAUUUGCUUGGAGGUACAGAUGUUCAUUAUAAUGUAUGCUGUAAAGAAACUGAAACAUGAAUGUAUAUCAGCUAUAAAUCGAUACUUGCUAACUCAAUCACAAUAUAUUACUUGAUCAUGAAUAAAAUUGAAUAGUCUUACAUUUAAA